Messenger RNA from Helicoverpa armigera (cotton bollworm), 1378 nucleotides. It is a transcript of the gene 7B2, whose product is annotated as neuroendocrine protein 7B2. The record is from RefSeq and is a predicted model, not a curated record. The transcript has 6 exons. Gene Ontology annotation, cellular component: secretory granule. The coding region runs from base 489 to 1214 and encodes 241 amino acids. Gene Ontology annotation, molecular function: enzyme regulator activity. Gene Ontology annotation, biological process: regulation of hormone secretion; neuropeptide signaling pathway. NCBI's taxonomy places the organism in Eukaryota, Metazoa, Arthropoda, Insecta, Lepidoptera, Noctuidae.
CGUGCGGACUCCGUGUUAUACAACCUUAAUUGAACCUUAACAGUCAAGAUUUAAAGCUCAAAUUCCUUUAUUCUUUUCUUUUAAACGUGCGUUUAAUUUGUCGCGAAUGGAGCUAGUACCUACUUACUUUUUUAACAGCUUAAACGAAGCUACGGGAACGAUAAAUGAAAUUACCGAGUUCGUAACUGAAUUUUGUAACGUAAACCCUUGUUCGGACUUUUUUACUCUUGAUUAUUGGAAAAAUCUUAUUUUUAAUAGCGAUUUGUUUAACUUGCAAUUAUGGAAACAAUUCUUUUACAACAUGGAGUUCGUGAAUACUGAUUUUUGGCGACAUUUUUUUCACGCUGUAGCUACAAAUUCUAAUUUAUUAUUUCUUCUGAUUUCUACGUGCGUGUAUCUUUUCAUUCACGAUAUUGUUGUUAUGUUUUGUACGCGAUUUCAAAGAGUAUUCCUGUAUUAGUUCGUCGUCGUUAGUUUUAAGAUUCGCAAUGGACCGGCAAGGAGUGUUAAUUAUGGCGAUAAGCAUCGUAGGGGCCAUGGGCUUUAUCCCCCAUGGUUCUAUUGGGGAAAAGGAUCAUAUGCUAACGGAGGCUUUGCUUCGUGAAGUGGUGGAACGCAUGGGCAAGGAGUUCAACGAUGCCGCUUCCAGCUACCUGGAGUAUCCAGCCAGUGAGCGCCAUCUAGCGCUCAUGGCCCGCGCCAGCAAAGACCUGGAGAAUGAGCAGUUGGACUAUGAUUCGCUUAUCGAUGGGAACCCGAAUCCAAGCCUUCGUGAUCAGGAGUAUUUGCAGCACAGUUCGUUGUGGGGCCAUCAGUACGUGACCGGUGGUGCUGGCGAGGGUGAGCAGCGUCUUCAACCCUCAGGAGUGGUGGCCAACCGGCAGCGCGUGAAGACUGAUGCAGUCCUGCCAGCCUACUGCAACCCGCCUAACCCUUGCCCUGUUGGAUAUUCUGAAGACCAAGGCUGCAUCAGCGAGUUCGAGAACACCGCCGCAUUCAGUCGGGAGUACCAACUGGCGCAGCGAUGCAUGUGUGACGAGGAACACAUGUUCAGCUGCCCUCCCGACUCCGGCGCAGACCUCGAUCUCCCCUUCCCGAAGCACCACAAGAGUGUCGCCGCGAAGAAGUAUAAGCCUGCUGAAGAAAAUCCUUAUCUGACGGGCGAACGUUUACCGAUCGCAGCUAAAAAAGGUUUUGAUGUCAAUGUGUACUAAGUCUCUAGUCUUAAAUAGAUGUAUACUAUAUUAGUUAGUAUUUACCUUUUGGGAAUGUGGGCGUAGUAUCACCUUUAGCCCACUCUUUUUGGCAUAAUUAUUGUCUUUAUAUUAAUAGUAAGUUCUGUUACAACCUCAUUUAGAACGGACGUGUGUCGUUGAAA